Betta splendens (Siamese fighting fish) is the source of this 3648-nucleotide messenger RNA. RefSeq names its product myeloid associated differentiation marker b (gene myadmb). The transcript has 5 exons. NCBI's taxonomy places the organism in Eukaryota, Metazoa, Chordata, Actinopteri, Anabantiformes, Osphronemidae. Gene Ontology annotation, cellular component: membrane. The record is from RefSeq and is a predicted model, not a curated record. Bases 1860 to 2741 code for a protein of 293 amino acids.
CAGACGAUGGCGCUCAUGGACCUUUGAGCUGCGACCACCGCACAAGAAGAGGCGCCCGCUCUGUGAGCAGCCUUUCCUCCUAUUAUUAGCGGUGGGGUCGGUCGCGUUUCAUGUGGCGGAGACGUGAAUGCUCGUUAACGGACUUCAGCGUGUGGAUGCGUGUUCGAGCUGAGGACUGAAGUCUGGAUUGAUCUUACUUUGUCAAGGGAGUAGUUGCACUAAAUGCCAUGAAGCACACUCACCAAUACAUGGAAGUAAAAUCCUGUUUUAAUAAACUUAUCACUAGUUGAAUGUUUUGACUUUGUAGCAGUUAACGUUAACUUGCACAUAAUUAUUGAAAUUCUACAUUACAUUUAUACAGCUGCAUCUGUUGUAAAGGUAUGUGAUCUUAAUGUAAAGUUAAGUAGCUUUGCUCUGUUCUUAAUUUUUUUAUUGUAGUACUUGGAUCUAGUUAAACACACUGUUUGUACAUUUGUGAAAAUAAAAUGCAGUUUAGAUAUUUUUCUUUACUGCUUAUUUAUUAAAUUUACUGUAGUGUUUCUAUACUGUGGGCUGCAAGUCUGUAAACUGCAGAGUUGAGAUGUACAGGAUGUGCAUAUGAGAAGGGAGUUUCUUUUUUGCAGUGCUUGCAAACGUCAAGCUCCACAGUAGCAACACCUAAUAUUUACCAGCCAUGAAUCCUUCAUCUACUGGUCGUUUAUUAUAAACACUUACAUAAGUCCUGUGGUGAAUUCUGAGGUAAUCCUGUGUUGUUCAAGAUCAUUUCAGUUGGCCUAUUUUGGAGCAUUUAGCAGGAUGCGGUUAAUGGAUGUUAUUUUGCAGACUUACAGCUACCUUAACUUUGUUAGAGUUCAGAGGAAAAUCGGUUACAUGGGUCUAUGGUCCUGAAAUGUAUUAGUGUUCUGUCAGAUAACUGUUGUAGUGAAUUGCUGCUCUAUUAACAAAACAGCGGAGGAGGACACAGCCAGGCCUGUUUCAUGGCUCUGAGCGGUUUGGGCAGCAGAAACACAACUUGUGGGUUUACUGACAUUUUUAAUCCCCUGAGACAUCACAGGGUGACUAAGCCUGGAUGUCUCAUUUAAGCCCAAACACUUUCCAUUUACGAUGGGUUUGAAUCAGUUUUUGCCCCUGGGCUGAACAUUCAUCACACACAAAGUCAUCUUUGCUGCAUCAUGUUGUUUGAACAUUCUGUAUGAGAAGAGGAGUGACAAUUUCUCGUUUUCAGAAGCCACUCGUGAUAACUCAGCAGAAAAAUGUAUUUACGUUUCUUGAUAAAUAAGCUUGGUUGCCACGGGAAAUGGCUGCUGUUACCAAGCAACGCAUACAAACAACCCCUGCUUUGAAUCAUGCACAACAUUUAGCAUUUACGGUGUUUUGCCCUUUGUCGACCUGUGACUCGGAUAGUGACAAAAUGACUCAUACACUGGGUUGUGUGUGGUCACAGCAACACUACUAAAACAAUACAAAGUGAAGGUUUUAAAGUUGGGAUUGAUAAAUCAGGAGCAGAUAAGCUUAAAUCUGUAAACGUAGCCGUGGGAGAAAGUCAUUCUAAGCGUCUUAAAUCUCGCCUGUGGUUUGUCAAACUUUGUGCCGCGUCUUUACGCGCGGUUGUAGAGUCCAGGAUGCAGGAGGAGGAGGACGAGCCUGAGACAGAUGUGAAUAACGCUACCGACAUUCGACUCCUAAUUUGGUCCUCUGGGCGGGACCCGCCCCUCCAAGCUGCUGGUGAGCCGAGCCGGGGAGCGCAGCAGUCGCACUCUGCAGAGCUCCACCGCUGGAUGCGCCAGGGACCGGCAGCAGACACCCAAAUAAUAGUGGACCCUCUUUAGCGUCUCUCGUCACCUACUCCAGCAUCCACCAUGGCUGUGGUCCUGCACUCCAACCCUCUCCUAUGGACUCGCCUGGCCGCCCUGGUCUUCGCCUGCGUGGCCUUCUCCGUGGCCGUGCACGGCGGCCGGCUGAACCACGGCACCGGGGACUGGUGCAUCUUCUGCUGGGCCUUCAGCUUCGCCGGCAGCGUGCUGGUGGUGCUGGUGGAGCUGUUCGGCCUGCAGGCCAGGUCCCCCGUCUCCUGGAAGAACUUCCCCAUCACCUUCGCCUGCUACGCCGCCCUGCUGUGCCUGUCGGCCUCCGUCAUCUUCCCGCUGUACUUCCUCAAGGGCUCCGUGGGCCCCAACGAGACGCGCGACUUCCGCAUCGUGUCCACCGUCUUCUCCUGCCUGGCCACCAUCGCCUACAUCAGCGAGGUGAGCAUCAGCAAGGCGCGCCCGGGGGAGGUGGCGGGCUACAUGGCCACGGCCCCCGGCCUGCUGAAGGUCUGCGAGACCUUCGUGGCGUGCGUCAUCUUCGUGUUCGUCAGCGACCCGGUGCUGUACGACCGGCACGACGCGCUCAAGUACUGCAUGUCCGUCUACUGCAUCUGCUUCAUCCUGUCGGCGGCCGUCAUCCUGCUGUGCGUGGGCGAGUGCACCGGCUGCCUGCCCUUCCCCUUCGCCCGCUUCCUGUCCGCCUACGCGCUGCUGGCGGUGGUGCUCUACCUGUCGGCGACCAUCAUCUGGCCCAUCUUCAACUUCGACCCCAAGCACGGCGGCACGAAGAGCAGGCCGUCGGGAUGCAGCCACGCCAUGGGGCUGUGCGUGUGGGACAAGCUCAUGGCGGUGGCCGUGCUCACCGCCGUCAACUUCGUCCUCUACCUGGCCGACCUCAUCUACUCCACCCGCCUGGUGUUUGUCAGCGCUUGAAGGCGGAGAGGGACGGCAGUAUGCUCCGAAUAAAAUUCAAUUUGGCUGUUUUAUACAUUGCUGUGAGCAAAGGGUCACACACACACACACACACACACACACACACGCACGCACGCACUGCACCCCUGGUCUGUUGUAUGCUCUGAAAACAUGUUGCUGUAGCUCAUAAAAUAAGAACACGAUGGCCUGAAGCGCUCGGUGGGUCAAGGCGAACGCUGAAAAACCUCUCCCGCAAGAAUCGACUGGUCAGAGAGGGAGAAGGCGCGGAGGAAGUUCACGCGUUCAAAAUGCUGUGUGAACUGGACAAGAAUGCGAAGCAUCCGCGUAAACAUAGUCAGCGGUAGGAAAAUGAAGAGUGGCUCAGUGGAGGAGGCCUCGUUAUGAGUGUGUUUAAGUGUGACGUCAAUGCUCUGCCUUGUGUUUUUAAUUUGCUUUCAUUUAUAAAAAAAUCCUUUUUUUUAACCAAAUAGAGUAAAACAGUGACUAUUUCAGGACUUUGCAGGUAAUUGGCUGUUACAGGUGGUUGUUACAGCUGAAGUGACGUCACACUUGAAAUAGGGCAGAAUAAUAUACUUGAUGCCUCGAUGGAUGCCAUAGACAAGCCUUUUGCUCCUGUAAUAGAAUACGUGGCGUUUGCUGCCGUCGGAGGCCGUGUGCAGGAUUUUCUAUGCAUGUCUCGUCGAGGCGCCGGCACUAAAUUCACCAAUUGGGUCUUUUGGUUUUGUACUGCUGUAAAACAAAAGAGGAAGAAACGGAGACAAUGAAGCUUCUCUCGCUGCACAUUUGCCUGUUUGUGAUCUGUCCUUUAACGUUUUUACUUUUCACUGGUCAUGUUUUAUUUGCAGACGAUAUCAGUGUUGCAGGAAAAUGUAACCCAGCCUUUAAUAAAGCCUCAUGGUCAACAUGG